UGAAGGAAAGAAGUUUGCCUGCAUCAGCCCCAAACUAGUGAUUUCAUGAAUGCAUCAGUUUCCAUUCAUGUCAACAUCAUCACCUUGUCUCUUAUUUCCUGAUUUCUUGUCCUCCAGCAAGUGCAACUGUUAGAAUUCUCCAAGUCAGAAGAUCUGACUCUGAAAAAUACCCUAAGUUCAUUCUGCUAUGGAAUGGUUCAAUGUCACUCAGCCUGCAUUCUUUCUCCUGACUGGUAUCCCUGGCCUGGAGAGCUCUCACUCCUGGCUGGCAGGGCCUCUCUGUGUGAUGUACGCUGUGGCCCUUGGGGGAAAUACAGUGAUCCUGCAGGCUGUGCAAGUGGAGCCCAACCUCCACAAGCCUAUGUACUACUUCCUGUCCAUGUUGUCUUUCAGUGAUGUGGCCAUGUCCAUAGCCACGCUGCCCACUGUACUCCGAACCUUCUGCCUCAAUGCCCACAGCAUAACUUUUGAUGCCUGUCUAAUUCAGAUGUUUCUUAUUCACUCCUUCUCCAUGAUAGAAUCGGGUAUUCUGCUGGCCAUGAGUUUUGACCGCUACGUGGCCAUUUGUAACCCCUUGCGCUAUGCCACUGUGCUCACCAAUGAAGUCAUUGCUGCAGUGGGUUUAGGUGUGACUGCUCGAAGCUUCAUCACCCUCCUCCCUCUUCCCUUUCUUAUCAAGAGGCUGCCUAUCUGCAGAUCCAAUAUUCUUUCUCACUCCUACUGCCUGCACCCAGACAUGAUGAAGCUUGCCUGUGCUGAUAUCACUAUCAACAGCAUCUAUGGACUCUUCGUUCUUGUAUCCACCUUUGGCAUGGACCUGUUUUUUAUAUUCCUCUCCUAUGUGCUCAUUCUGCAUUCUGUCAUGGCCAUUGCUUCCCAUGAGGAACGCCUCAAAGCUCUCAACACAUGUGUGUCACAUAUCCUGGCUGUACUUGCAUUUUAUGUGCCAAUGAUUGGGGUCUCCACUGUGCACCGCUUUGGGAAGCAUGUCCCACGCUACAUACAUGUCCUCAUGUCAAAUGUGUAUCUGUUCGUGCCUCCUGUGCUCAACCCUCUCAUUUAUAGCACCAAGACAAAGGAAAUCCGCCGAGCCAUUGUCCGCAUGUUUCACCACAUCAAAAUAUGACUUUCACAUUUGACUUUAGAACCUGUUGUUUAUUUUGGUCAUAGGCUCUCAUCAGUAGCAUCACCAUCAUCAUCAAAGUAUAAGAUAGAUGUAUGUGCUGGGGAGAAAGUAGGCCAGGAAAUGGUGAUGCAAAACUUAUAACACAAAACAAGGAGUUCCAAAUGAACAGUAUGUUCAGUAAACACCAACAGCAUUCUUUUUUUUUUUUAUUUUUUAUUGGAUUAUAGGUUUUGGAGUACAUGAACAGAGCAUGCAAGACAGUUGCGUAGGUACACACAUGGCAGUGUGCUUUGCUUUCCUUUUCCCCUUCACCCACAUUCUUAGAAAGAUAACUAUGGGGGCAAUUGAGUAAUUAGACAAGUUUUACAAAGGAAAAUUAAUUUAAGCUAGGAAUUAUUUUCUAUAAUAAUGAAUAUGACUAAUAUCAUAAUUAGUGAACUUAGUCCUAAAAUGUGUCAAUUCUAUUAUAAAUUAUUUAUGUGCAUUGGUUCACUUAAUACUUGUACAAAUAGUAUAAGACAGAGAGAAUUAAGUUAAUUCUUCACACUAACAUAGGUAAUAUGUGGUCCAAUUGAGAUUCAGUACUAAUCUCUCUCUAGUGUUAGGCAGCACCCAACCACUGCAAAUAUGGCCUUACUGUCAAAUUGGCAUCACUUAACAUUAUCAUUACUGCCUUUGCUUUCCCCACCACUGUCAUUCUCAAACACUCAUACAUUGCUUUAACUUCACAAAGUGAAAUAGGAUUAAUCAUUAGAAUUCACCACAAAAUAUAUGAACAAAUAUUAUCCAGGUAAACUGAUAGAUAUUGACAUUUAGAAAAAUCUCCAGAUCUCUCUUUACUACUUUUAUAUGCCUACCACUCAGUCCUCACCAACAGAAAACAAUGUUCAGUAUCUGAGACAUCUGAUUCAUAGAAUUUUGGGGGAAAUCUCUUUCCUUCUUGAGAUUUUAACUGUCUUCCAAAAAAUGACAUGUUCUAGGAUUUCCAGUUGCAAAAAAAAAAUUCCUAGAAACAUCAGGAGAAAUACCUAAUGUAGGUGACGGGGGAAUGGAUGCAGCAAACCACCAUGGUAUAUGUAUACCUACCUAUGUAACAAUCCUGCACAAUCUGCACAUGUACCCCAGAACUUAAAGUAUAAUUUUAAAAAAGAAGAAAAAGCCUAGAAUAGACAGAUUAGAGCACUUAUGAUUUAGAUACCAGAAAAUAAUUCUUUCAGACCUUCUCAUACUCUUCCCUUGAUACCAGAGAGGUAGGAUAUAGCAAGAAAUAUCUUGUUGCUAAUUUUAGUGCUUUCAGACUAAAUUUGGAUUUACUUGUAGAUGAAAAGAGAGAGAGAGAGGUGAGACAGAGAGACAGAGAGAAGGGAAAGAGAGAGAGAGAGAGAGAGAGGAGAGACAGAGAGAGAGAGAGAAGGAGGAGAGACAGAAGGUGGGGAGAGAGAGAGAGAUGCACUAUGUAGUCUAACUUGACUCACCAGGGAAACUGCUUAUGCCUACAAUAAUGAGCAUCAAUGUAGCUGCAAAGAACAUGACUUUGUUCUUUUUAUGGAUAUAUAUGUACCACAUUUUCUUUAACCAGUCAACUGUUUAAGGGCACCUUGGUUGAUUUCAUGUCUUUGCUAUGGUAAAUAGUGCUGUGAUGAA
This is a messenger RNA of Callithrix jacchus (white-tufted-ear marmoset), 2770 nucleotides long. RefSeq names its product olfactory receptor 51I2. Gene Ontology annotation, cellular component: plasma membrane. The record is from RefSeq and is a predicted model, not a curated record. Gene Ontology annotation, molecular function: olfactory receptor activity; G protein-coupled receptor activity. NCBI's taxonomy places the organism in Eukaryota, Metazoa, Chordata, Mammalia, Primates, Cebidae. Gene Ontology annotation, biological process: G protein-coupled receptor signaling pathway.